AUGCCCGUCACAACUGAAGAUGCAUCCGACGAAGCUCAGUCUCAGGAGGAUGCCCGGAACCACAGCCGUCUUCAUAUCAGCGGCACGCUGAAGGAGAACGCACAAGGAGCUGUCAGGAACACUAUCGAGCUCCUGAGCAUCGCUGCACAGAUGACGCAGAGUGUGCCGUAUCUGGGUGCGAUCACAACCGCGCUGACGGAGUUCAUGAAGAUACAGGACGAGGUUGACCAAUGCAAGGACGAGUGCACAGAGGCUAUGGACGAUGCUGAGCAGAUCAACGCUCUGAUCGAGAAGUUUCACGAGAGAUGCGACGCAUCAGGGAGAGGCGGCGGCCUGUUGAACCAGACGCUGCGUGAAGCGUUCACGGAGCUAGAAAGUGUCGUACUGAGAUGCGUUGUGACGCUCGAGAAGUGCAAGACCGGUUCGAAACGCAAGAGGGACCGUCUGCGUCUUUACUGGAAGCGCGCUGAGCUCCUGAAGUCCGUGAAGGGAUGUGCUUCGGACAUGCGCAAAGCGCUGGAUCGUUUAGAUCGAACGCUCAAUCUUGCCACAGCUUUAACGCUCGACGGCAUAGAUGUCAAGAUGGAUGAACUGCAUACCAUGCUACAGUCUUCUGGUCUACCCCAAGCUACUAUGGCAGCGCAGAAUUCUACAUGGCGGUUGCGCGCUGCCAACGCCAUCUUCUACGGCCGCGCCUUUGAGGUAGAGAGCGCUGUGGAUCUGAUCGUCAACAAGGGACCUGCACGAGUGGCUAUCUUGGGUCUCGGUGGUAUCGGAAAGACCUCUAUUGCCCUAGCAGUACUUCACAACUCGUCGGUGAAAGCACUCUAUGGAGAGCGGCGUUGUUUCAUGUCGUGUGAGGCAUCUACGACUGCGGAUGCAGUCGUACGUGGCCUAGCAGAUGCGGUCAACUUCAAUCUCGGAAAAGACAUGUCACCUGAAGCUGCCCGUCAAUAUCUACUCCUCCGUCUGAAUGCGGCCCCUGGAAUCAUAUGCCUUGAUAACCUAGAAACGCCUCUGGAUGUUGACAAGCCUGCGGUGGAGGAACUAUUGAACGAGAUCGCCGCACUUGAGUCAGUCGCUUUGUUGAUCACAAGCCGUGAUACGAGCAUACCCACCAUCAAGUGGACGUCGCCUCCACUGGCGCACAUCAAGCCAUUCUCGCAGGAAGCCGCUCUCGCUACCUGGGAUGAUAUAUGCGGCGACCACGACGAGUACGCCCUCAGACUUGUCAAAACGGUAGAUUGCAUGCCGUUGGCAGUCAACCUCCUCGCGCGCUUGGCUACCAUUGAAGGAAGCGCCAAAAGCAUCUGGGCUCGUUGGGAGACCGAGCACACCGACCUCAUACGCACUAGUGACGAAGAUCACCGACUCUACAGCGUGGGUGCAUCCAUAGAGCUGUCCCUAAACGCUCUCAGCUUUCGCGAAGAGACCAUCAUUGUUCUUGCUUUCAUCUGUAUCUUCCCUUCCGGUAUCGAGGAAUCGACACUCUCGAUAUUGGACGAUGUUCUGGUGGACGCUGGCCAGCGUGUUCCACGUGCCAUCACCACUCUGAAGAAGCACUCUCUGAUCCAUACGGAGGCUCUUCGAUGGACACACGAUGAACGGAGGCUCGUCGUCCUAUCUCCCAUUCGCCACUACAUACGGCAACAUCAUGUACCAGACGAUGUAUUCCUUGCCUUCGCCGAUGCACUGGAGAAUCAAGGGACGGGGGUUACCCAUGUCCUUGUGGACUUCGGCAUGGACCGUCAAGGGCCAUGUCGCGAACGCUGCCUUGACAUGGUUAUCGCGUCUCCGUAUACGACCCGCGACGUCAGAGUGCUAUCCCUAGCAUACGAGAAGUCGCGCGCGCUUGCGCUUGAACCGCGAAUACAGUCAGCGCUCCUCGGACGAUUGGGAUUUGCGCUAUCGGCGUUUGAACGCGAUUACGACAACGCCCGUUCCACGUACCUAGCGACCAUCCAGAUCGACGAGCAGCUGGGAGACCGCGGCGCUAUGUUUGCGCGCUGGGUACAGUGGCUUGGUACCUAUGUCUCCCAGUUUAGGGGUCGCGAAGAUGAAUGCGAGCAACUUGACGACAUGCAGAACACCAUUCAGACAGCCUGGGAACUCGGUCACGCCGCCAUUUGGAACGAUCCAGGCACGUCAGGUCCUUCGUGGAAUGACUAUGAGGAACUGGCUGAAGUGCAACACUUUGUCAACGAAGGACGGCGGGCGCAGGGCUUGCAUAUCGUUUAUAGAAGCGGGCUAUACUCCGACCACUCGUCGACUGACCGACUUCACGGUCGAGUUUACCCUGUUUUUAGGAGAGAUCAAGCUAGGGAAUGUUAUAAUGAGUUAUUCAAGGUGUCAUCUCCACCAUGGGACCUCGAUCUUAUACUCGAAACGCAUCGGAGGCUAGGCCAUGUGAAUACGGGAGACCAAAGAAGUGAGAUAGUCACGGUGGGGUCAGAGGAUGAGAAGAAAGAUGAGGACGACUGGGAGGUGGGGAGAGAAGAAGAGGGAGAACAAAGCGAUGCCGACAACGGGGAAAGUUGUCAAGCGGAGGAUGAGGACUUGAGGCUCGAGGAGGGGAGCGUUGAUCAUGACGAGGAGAAGAGCAGCAUAAUUCGUCACCGGUCAAGCCUGUUCGAGGUCUCGUUAGGAUAG
This is a messenger RNA of Peniophora sp. CBMAI 1063, 2649 nucleotides long. The record is from the annotation of a GenBank genome assembly. NCBI's taxonomy places the organism in Eukaryota, Fungi, Basidiomycota, Agaricomycetes, Russulales, Peniophoraceae.